AUGACUAAACAUAAAAAUCUAGCAGCACUUUGUCUCUUCCUAAGACAUUUAUCUGCUUCACUAGACUGUAAAAAUGCACAAUUGGAGUUGGCUUCUUUAAACUUGUGGACUUUAGAUUACAGCUCUGGGUCAGAGUUUUCUGGAUUUGUCUCUGAAGAUGAAAAUAUUGCAAAGAAGAAAUUGCUCUUUGCACAGCAAAGGCUUUCAGAAAACACAGACAUUUCAGAGAUGUCUGAUGUAACUGUAGAUAUCUCAGAAAAUUCUGACACAGAAUCUUUUGAUUCUAAUUAUGUUGAUCAAGUGUUAGAGACAUUGAAUGAUAGCUCAUUGUUCUUACAGUCUAUUGAUGUCAAUGAGUUGGACAAUAUGUCUGACAAUGAAAAUGAUGGUGAUGAUGAAGGAGAUAAUGAUGCUGGUGAUCAGAAGAAUGAUGAUGAUGAUGAUAAUGACGAUGAUGACAGUAACGUUGAUGAAAACUAUGAUUACUUUACUGAUUUUAAGAAUGUCAGUGACACUGAUGAGUCAGGGUUAGAUGACAAUACUCCAUUAAGUAGAUUAAAGUCUAAAUAUAAUGGCAAUGCUAGUAUUCCAAACUGCAAUACCAAUUAUGACACUGAAGAUGAUAUACCACUAGCUGCAUUACGUUCUGCUGUUCAGCCUAGCAGAUCUGUAGAUAAAUGUAUAGAAAGGGUAAGUUCUGUAAAUCAAUGUGAAAACAGUAAUUUAAAUACUCAGCAGCCGCCGAGAACUGAAAAUGAAAUUACAUGUAAUAUAGAACAGGAGAACCCGUCGUUUAUAUGA
Molecule: messenger RNA, 801 nt
Organism: Mercenaria mercenaria
Lineage: Eukaryota; Metazoa; Mollusca; Bivalvia; Venerida; Veneridae
Exons: 1
Coding region: 1-801 (266 amino acids)
Source: RefSeq, a predicted model, not a curated record